Hippocampus comes (tiger tail seahorse) is the source of this 6669-nucleotide messenger RNA. It is a transcript of the gene phaf1, whose product is annotated as phagosome assembly factor 1. Gene Ontology annotation, biological process: Golgi to plasma membrane protein transport. Lineage: Eukaryota; Metazoa; Chordata; Actinopteri; Syngnathiformes; Syngnathidae. The record is from RefSeq and is a predicted model, not a curated record. The coding region runs from base 903 to 2156 and encodes 417 amino acids. Gene Ontology annotation, cellular component: trans-Golgi network; dendrite; synaptic vesicle membrane. The transcript has 16 exons.
ACCCAGAACAUGCGCCAAAUACAGGAAGUUGAACAAUCAGCUGAUCCUGCUGCUUCUUGUUGAUUCCCGAAGUUGCCGUUGUUCGGCGACUCAUUAACCCCGAGGACGGAAGACGGCGGACGGCUAAAUGCUCACAAACACGUGACGAACGGGGACGUGAGGAAUUUGAAUAAGCAUCCGCACUGCACAAGAGCUCGCUCCCAAACUGGGACCCUCGGUGGUGGUGGAAGGGAGAAAUAAAGAAAGACAGACAGAUAGACAGACAGCCACUUAACCCGCUUUGUGUAUUUAUGCCAUGGCCGUGUGAUCUGUAUUGCUUAUCGCCUCUGUGAUAACCACGGGCAUUUCCUUAAUAUACGUUGUUUUUUCCUAUUUGUACUCAAUUCCCACGCAAUAAGCGUAGCUAGCUGGGUCGGCUAAUGUUAGCGAAUAGCGCAACACAGUGUUGUUGUCCUUCUCGGUGCUUUCGUAACUGGCCGAUAGUGACCCAUGAUUCUAGGCUUAUUUCAGCAAUACUUCGACUGACAGCUGACUUUGUUCAUGUCAGGUUUGGUGUCAGGUUCCGUAAUUUGUUCGCAAAAGUCGAGAGCAGCUAACCUGGUAGCCUAUUAUUAAAAGUGUAACUUGCAAGACUCUUUUUAAUCUUGUGUUCAUUGUUCUAUGUAUUUGAUUUAAAGCUUUUCUUUUCCGCACACUUGUAAUGUUAGUUUCAUAUGUGCCACAUGAAAGUGGUCACUUAUUACUGGAAAGUUUCACGCUGAUUUCCGCGCGUGUAUUUGGUGGCUUGUUUAUGUUGGGAGCUAUGAAUUGAAGUAGACAAUUCAGUGUUCAGGGUCGAGACAGGCAAAAAGAAGUGAGGGUCCCAUUGUGUCUUAAAGUGAGCCGCCCCCUACUACUUGCCAAUGCUGGAUCUGGAAGUGGUGCCUGAGCGAUCACUUGGAAAUGAGCAAUGGGAAUUUGCCUUAGGCAUGCCAUUGGCCCAGGCUAUCUCUAUUCUCCAGAAACACUGCCGCAUCAUCAAAAAUGUCCAGGUGCUUUACAGUGAACAGACACCACUCAGCCAUGACCUCAUACUGAACUUGACUCAGGAUGGGAUUAAACUGCUGUUUGAUGCCACAAAUCAGAGACUCAAGGUGAUUGAAGUGUAUGACUUAAGCAAAGUGAAAUUGAAAUACUGUGGAGUCCAUUUCAAUUCUCAAGCCAUCGCUCCCACUAUAGAACAAAUAGACCAGUCGUUUGGAGCCACCCACCCUGGAGUUUACAAUGCAGCUGAGCAGUUGUUCCAUCUCAACUUUCGAGGACUUUCAUUCUCCUUCCAACUUGACUCUUGGAAUGAGGCUCCAAAAUACGAGAUUCCACACGGGGCCAUGGUCAAGAGGAUGCACAUCUACACUGGCAACAACCUGCAAGAAACAAAAGCACCAGCGAUGCCAUUGGCCUGUUUCCUUGGUAACGUGUAUGCAGAGUGUGUGGAUGUGCUGAGAGAGGCUACAGGACCAGUGGGGCUUAAGUUCUGCUUACUCACUGCGGGUUGUGGUCCCGGGGUGAUGGGUGAUGCUAAAGUGAGGUCCUUAGAACGAAACAUCUACUUUGGAGACUCCUGCCAGGAGGUUCUGGGUGCUCUCGGGUCACCGCAUAAAGUAUUCUACAAGUCUGAGGACAAGAUGAAGAUCCACUCUCCAUCACCUCACAAACAAGUUCCUUCCAAAUGUAACGACUACUUCUUUAACUACUUCAGCCUCGGAGUGGAUAUCCUUUUUGAUUCAACAACUCAUCUGGUGAAGAAGUUCGUCCUACAUACCAACUACCCGGGACAUUAUAACUUCAAUAUAUAUCAUCGGUGUGACUUUAAGAUUUCACUUGUCAUAAAAAAAGGAGGUGCUGACUCUCAGACAGAUGACUGCGUAUUGACCACUUACAGCAAGUGGGAUCAGAUUCAGGAACUGCUGGGCCACCCAAUGGAAAAACCUGUUGUGCUUCAUAGGUCCUCAUCUGCCAACAAUACCAACCCCUUUGGCUCCACGUUUUGCUUUGGACUGCAGAGGAUGAUCUUUGAGGUGAUGCAGAAUAACCACAUCGCAUCAGUGACGCUCUACAGUGCUCCACGGACCACCGGUCCAGCCCAACCCGAGGCCGGUAGCAGCAUCUCCCACUGAACAAGUAACCGGACAACUGCAUCUCAUUCUGUCUUGUUCUCAGAGUUGAAAUUAAGUAAGCCACAGACACAACACGGCCAUUCUUGCAUUAAAUUCAGAAACAGCCACAAUUGCAUUCGUUUUUCUGUUGGCUUGCAAGAAUCGCACUCAAGACUUGUCUGUGUUGGAGAACUGGCACUUACCGGCGGAACCGGUAGAAAGGAAGUACAGGAAGUGAAAUGCAGCUGAGAGCUGCUCUGAAGCUGUGCUGCCGCUGUGGACUUGUGGAAAUCACAACCAAGAAAAUCUGUUCCACUCAAAGUCAAACGUAAAAUAUAAACGUGGGCUUGAUUCUGGGACUCGUCGUGAACAACCCCCAGUGCCAGCCAGCAGCUGCCGCCCGAAGACGCCAACCGAUCCAGAGAGAGCCAUCAGACGCUGCAGAGGACUGAUGAAUGGAGAGGCGGCAAAGCCGGCUGAUCCAAAACUUAUUGGACAAUAAAGGGACCAAGCAUUCAAUGGCGGAGCCAAAUGUGACGCCUCAAAGCGGAAGUGUUCAAACAUGGCUUCCCUAGUCACUCCCAUCUACCCCGAAACGAUCACCCGCAUGAGUUAGCCUGCUGAAUCGUCUCCUAUCCAAACAAUGAAGCACACUAACGGCCAGUUUACUUUGUUCCAAAGAGAGGUCAGCGUUGAACUCUUGUCGACGUGCACACAAACGCCGCAUGAACUCGACAGACGGGCUCGGAUUAGAGUACAAGCACAAAUUGGCCACCUCUUCUUUUUUCUUUUUUUUUCUUUUUUUUUUUUUUAGUCCCGCAUGUUAGAAGCAUUGAACAAUGCCCCCAUCCCCGUUUUCUGUGCCCUGCCUCAAUCAUCAUCCUAUCACUAUUUCCGUGUACUUUUUCUUAUAGCAAGGUAGACCUUUGCACGCAAAUGCACCUCUGUACUUGAUUGCCGGGUAUGUUAGGAGUAAGCAAGUUGAAAAGGGAAUGUUUUUUUUUUUUUUCCUUUUUGGGGGUGCCGGGACGGGGGAAGCGGUCUUAUUAAUUAAAUGACCAAGCUUAGAGAAUAGAUUGCCCUGUGGCGUGUUGUGUGUGUCGACACACCUUCUGUUCCUUUUCGCCCUGUGUGCUUACGCGCCUGUGUAGACUACUCUCCAACCCGGUGACGCUUGGCUUUUCAUCCCUCAGCAACGUCCGCUUUCUCCUGUUCAUUUAGCUGCCAAAUACAAACGCCAAAGACAUUUCAGGGUCAUUUUGUUCUGGUUUGCUGACCUCACCUGUAACCUUUUCAUGCUGUGUCAUCGCGUCAGGCAAGAGGUGGGUUGGUAUGUUGCGUUCGGUUCCUUCCCACGACAAGCUGUUUGAGCAUUUUUAUUUUUAUAUGCAGCUUAAGGUCCAUCCAUGUACAAGUAUGCUCUUUGUCCUCACUCGUAAACCAAUUCAUUAGACGAGUAGAAUAACUACACGUGUUUUUUGACUUUGUGUCAGUUUUGGCCUAUUAGUAUGACCUUAAUCUGGAUAGAUUUGCAAACGGCUUUCCAUCGUCCUCCUGAGUAGGACAACUUUUCCAGAGGAAAAGCUGCAUUCAUUCAAUAUUCCACGACUGAGGGCAAAGCGUAGCACUGUGGUACAUGUACCUCAAUCUGGAUGGCAAGGAUAUUGCGUAAAUGCACAAAUGUUUUUCAAGGCAUUCCUGCACAUCAAGGCGGUAGAAAAGCCUCCCACUGACUCCAAAGCUCGUUCCGAUGACAUUGGGAACCUUGUGUUAAACAUAAAUAAAAACUGAAUACAGUGAAUUUCAAAUCACGUUCAAGCUACAUUUCAUUGAAUACACCCCAAAGGCUGCAAAAGCUAUCGGACAGGUGGCAAAAAAAGCCUGAAGAAGUUGAGCACUGCUGUUUGGAACAUCUCGCAUGUAGGUGCCACGAUAGGCUAUCAAAGGAGCUGCCCUGAAUUGCUCUGUCAUUCACAUGAUUACAAAACUAUCAAGUAGUAUUUGUGCCAAAAGAAAAAUAGUCGCGCGCAAUCUUGUCACGCGAAAAAAAACCUAAUUGGAUGUUGAAAUUUCAGCCGAAACGUUAAUGCCGCUCGGAGACCCGCAGCCAUUGUCUUCCUCGAUAAUGCCAGAGAAUUGGGGCCCCCUAGGGAAAACAUAUCACGUAACAGCCCACCAAUUCAAUAUUACUUUUAUACAUAAAACUGUAAAUACGCUUUUCUAGGGCAACUGUCAGUCAUGGGAUGAUUGACACGGUUAUCUCUUGUCCGUCCCCUUUCCUGCGCCCUUGUCGAUGCCUGCUUUGUAUUUUUCUGGGAGUCGAAUAAAUUAGGAGCGUUUGUUCAAAACAGAGCUUGUUGAUAAGUUCAAACUGCUGACGGUGUUGCUGUGCCAUAACAAUGCUUUUUGUUUUUUGGGUGUUUGUUUGUUUUGUGGAAACAUCAUUCCGUCAGUCAUCUUGCCAUCAUUAUUUUCGGCCGGCCCAGUCCAGUGGUGGGGAGGACGUACUUACUAUGCCACAUGCACGCAUAAAAAACAAGAACACACACGCACAGCAUGUUGAUUGGUGCAAUAAAUACAUAAUGGGACAAUGUCAUUGCAGUCUGUGGAACCAAAAGGUAUCCAAACACUGUUUUUAACUCAAACCUACUUGUGCUGCGCCUACAUGUGAUGUGGUCAUUACCUUCUUAACGCCGAUUGGCUUUCACCGUCAGUGAUGGAUGGACUGGGCCAGCCUGAAAUAAUGACACAAGGUCGACUGACGGACUUUCAUGUCCACCGUUGUUUGUUUUAAUUGCAACAGCGUAAAAUUAGGCCUUUAUUCUCCAAAAGUACACUUUUUUGUAAAAGUUUUUUUUCUCUCUCUGAAAUGUGGACAUUUGUCCUGUAAUAUUUGGAAUUUAUUUUCAUAAAAUAACACUUUAGACAUCGUCUGGGUAACAUUUUACUUAUUUUUUUUCCAGGACGUUUUUUUUGUAAAAAUAGCGCUUCAUUGUUGCAAGUAUGGCCGAAAUUCAUGUGUACUGUAAUUCUACUAGCGUGUAUGUUGGUUUUCUCUUGACAGCGUGACCCUCAUGCACCUUUUUGGUCGGUCAUUUCUCUUUUGCCCUGGAAACUAAAUCCUUCACAUUUGGACUGCAAAGGAGAGAUGCAAAAAUAGUUUUGGGCUCGUGUCAGAAGUGGAGUCUUAGUUUGCUUACUGCAACAUUUUUACUGAUAGGAACAGCUGAUGCAGAAGGAACAUUAUUUGCUUCGUGAUCUUUCCUGUUCUUGUUUUUCCACUUGUUGGGUUGGAAAUAUUGUAAUUAUUCUGAGAAGAGUUGUAUUCAAACGCUUACCGGCAAAUUGCUUUGGUGUAAAAAGAAAGCAGAAAAGGAAAAAAAAACUGCUGAACAUUGUGCCUCAUCUCCCACUGAGCCUGUUUUUGACUCGUCGUGAUAUCCUUUGUAAAAUAGGGAAAAAAAUUCCUUGUACAUAGAAUGAUAAUGGACAAUUGCAUCUGUUUGGUGAGUGAGUGUUUAUAUUGCCUCUCAUCACAGCAUCUUACAUGCUGCUGUUGACGUCUUGUGUCAAUUUCAAAUUUUGCCUGUUCGGAUUUAUUGCAUUUAUUUUAUUUUUUUUGUACGAUACCUUGAUGUUUUGUACUUUUCUUUUGACCUCUUUUGAGUGUUGGUCAUAUUUACACCAACCACCAAACACUCAUUAAAGCUUGUCUCAGCGUUUAUACAGUGUAUGCUAUACACUGUAUAGAUUCCAUUAAAAGGUGUCCCAAUGGCGAACUAAUAACGUUGUAAAUAGUCUUGGUGAGCUCAGGCCAGCUUCAUGCUGUGGUGGCCCGUUGGUGAAUGAGCGCAUCAACUCAGGUGGACGGAUCUAAACCGGAAAUGGCUUGCAAGACAAGCUAUCCAUUUGUGCAGAUUGUCUUUCAUUUCAUGGGCAUGGUCAGUGAAGAUGAUUAAGUUUUAAUUUAUAAUGCCUUGUUUUGCUUGUAAUAUUACCGUCACGUUAAGACUUUGUAUUUGUCAGUUCUGUUUCCAUCACGCACGCAAACCGUUGACCCUCCAAGUGUAACUUUUCAAAUCCAUUCUUUCAAAACGGUGGCGAAUGUGCCCGAUUGAAAUGUGGUAACAUGAUUCCAAUGUGACGAUGUAUAUUUUGAAUGCUAAUUCCUUUGAUUGUGGAAGAAGAAAUGAGUGGCUUACUCAGCAUGUUGAGCGAAGGGCAAAUUGGAGUCCACUUAGCGCGUCAUCUCCACCACCUGCUGCCCAAAGUGCUUUUACAAAGCCUCACAUUCACGCAUACAAUAAACGCAAUAAUUACAGUAGAUUGUGCAGUUUUGCUUCUGUAAAAUGCUCUCGAAGCAUUGCAAGAUUUGUGCUUGUUGACUUCAAACUGCAACCAUGCAAGUGAAUACAACGAGAACACGUUUUGCACAACCUUUAUGAGAGCAAAUGAUCAGCUCAUUAACAUCCAGUAUUAAUUUUCUGUGUGAGAAUUGACCAAAAGAAAAUAAAAAUGAACAAUCUGGAUGUGA